UUUUAAUCGUUGAAUUCGUAUUUUUGCUCACAGAGAUUGAAGGUGGCGUCCAAAAGAGUAAAAUAUAGACCUUUAUAGGACUAAAAAUGUACGUUUUCAAAAAUGACGUUUAUUUAGGGCCGGCGCUCUACCAUAAGUCCUUCAGGCGUCCCCCCCCUGUGGAGAAGGUGGUAUAGUCUCCCCCCACCCUGUGGAAGUAAUGCGGAACUCCCUGCAGAUGCUGCUCCGAGCAGGAGGAAGGUUGUGUAGGUGAUGCAGCGCUGUCGGAGGUAAAACGACGUGCGCGAAAGCGACGGCAACGGUUUGAGUGAAGACCUGCAGGCUGCCCAUGCAUCCGGAAUACUCUUUUCCAGAACUCACCUCCCCGAGACGGAGCCCUCGUUCUGCCGAGACGCCGACAGCGUUUGCAGAUAAUCCGCGCAUUACCGGAUCUGGACACUUGUGUUUUUGGGCUGCUCCUGCCCUGCCCAGCGCACUUGCGCGAUGCUUCCCCUCGGCCCGCUGCGCCCCGCUCCGCACGCCUGAGGUUCUCCCCGGGAAUCGGUACGACGUUGGCCAGUGAUCUGUUCCUCCAUCAGGGCUGCGAUGGCUUAAAGGGGGACUGAUUUAAAAAUGGAGAAAAGGAAACCCUGCCCUCGCUUACUGGACUACCUGGUGGUGGUCGGAGCCAGGCAGCCGAGCAGCGACAGCGUGGCCCAGACCCCGGAGCUGCUGCGGCGCUACCCCCUGGAGGACCACGCCGACUUCCCUCUGCCCCCGGACGUGGUGUUCUUCUGCCAGCCGGAGGGCUGCCUGAGCGCGCGCCAGAGGCGCAUGAGCCUGCGGGACGACACCUCCUUCGUCUUCACGCUCACCGACAAGGACACCGGCGUGGUGCGCUACGGCAUCUGCGUCAACUUCUACCGCUCCUUCCAGAAGCGCCCGGGCAAGCCCGACCGGCCCGAGGGCCACCGCGGACGGGGGGAGAAGGCCAAGGCGCCCCCCGCCUCCGCCGCCCCCGCCGCCCCGGACGAGGCGGGCAGCGAGAGCUCUGAGAGCGGCUCCUCCCUCCAGCCGCCCAGCGCCGAGUCCACCCCGGACGUCAACAGGUCCCCGCGGGGCAAGCGCUGCGCCAAGCCGGCCCAGAGGAGCCGCAACAGCACCCUGACCUCCCUGUGCGUCCUCAGCCACUACCCCUUCUUCUCCACCUUCCGCGAGUGCCUGUACAUCCUGAAGAGGCUGGUGGACUGCUGCAGCGAGAGGCUCACCAAGAAGGCUGGCAUCCCCAAGGGCGUGCAGAGGGACACGAUGUGGCGGGUGUUCACCGGCGCCCUCUCCGUGGAGGAGAAGAGCAGCGCGCUGCUGCAGGACCUGCGGGAGAUCGAGUCCUGGGUGUACCGCCUGCUGCGCUCGCCCGUGCCCGCGGCCGGGCAGAAGCGGGUGGACGUGGAGGUGCUGCCCCACGAGAUGCAGCCCGCCCUGACCUUCGCCCUCCCCGACCCCUCCCGCCUCUCGCUGGUGGACUUUCCCCUGCACCUGCCCCUGGAGCUGCUGGGGGUGGACGCGUGUCUGCAGGUGCUCACCUGCAUCCUGCUGGAGCACAAGGUGGUCCUACAGUCCCGGGACUACAACGCCCUGUCCAUGAGCGUCAUGGCGUUCGUGGCCAUGAUCUACCCCCUGGAGUACAUGUUCCCCGUCAUCCCUCUGCUGCCCACCUGCAUGGCUUCUGCGGAGCAGCUCCUCUUAGCUCCCACGCCGUACAUCAUCGGCGUCCCGGCCAGCUUCUUCCUCUAUAAAUCCGAUUUCAAGAUGCCGGAUGACGUGUGGCUGGUGGACCUGGAUUGUAACAAGGUGAUCAUACCCAAGAAUGCCGACUUCCUGCCGGUGCUCCCAGAGCCCGAGUCCGCGGAGCUGAAGAAACACCUGAAGCAGGCCCUGGCCAGCAUGAGCCUGAACACCCAGCCCAUCCUCAACCUGGAGAAGUUCCACGAGGGCCAGGAGAUGCCCCUGCUGGCGGGGAGGGGCCGGGAAGACCACACCUCCACCCCUUCGACGGAGUUCAACCCCCUCAUCUACGGCAACGACGUGGACUCUGUGGACGUGGCCACGAGGGUUGCCAUGGUGAGGUUCUUCAACUCCCCCAACGUGCUGCAGGGCUUUCAGAUGCACACGCGCACCCUGCGCCUCUUCCCCCGGCCCGUCGUCGCCUUCCAGGCCAACUCCUUCCUGGCCUCCCGGCCCAAGCAGUCGGGCUUCGCCGAGAAGCUGGCCCACACCCAGGCGGUGGAGUAUUUCGGGGAGUGGUCUCUGAACCCCACCAACCUGGCCUUCCAGCGGAUCCACAACAACGUGUACGACCCCUCUCUGAUCGGGGACAAGCCCAAGUGGUACGCCCACCAGCUGCAGCCCAUAUACUACCGCGUGUAUGACGGCAACUCCCUGCUGGCCGAGGCCAUGACCGCGCCCUUGGAGCGGGAAGACGACGACGACGAUGACGACUCGGACCCCACCGACGACAGCGGCAGCGACAGCGUGGACUACGACGACUCCAGCUCCUCCUACUCCUCGCUGGGGGACUUCGUCAGCGAGAUGAUGAAGUGCGACAUCAAGGGGGACACCCCCAGCAAUGUGGACCCUCUGACCCACGCGGCGCUGGGCGAUGCCAGCGAGGUGGAGUUCCAGGACUUCCAGGAGUACAGGGUGGAGGUUGAUGACCCGGCGCUGGACAGCGAGACCUCCCUGGAGAACCACCAGCCACGCUCCAGUUCCAGCACCACGGCCAGCUCCAGCCCCAGCACUAUCAUACAGGGAGUGAACCAUGAACCCUGCGAGGCGGCGGACGCCGAGGAGAAGGCGGCGACAGGGGCGCCGACCGCGCCGCCGGUCGGGGGGGCCCAGCCCUUCGCCAAGCCGGGCCCGGAGCGGCGGGAGAGCGAGGCGGCGGCGGCGGCGCCCGCGGACGGGGCUCUGAAGAAGAGGGACUACGACAACCCCUACUUCGAGCCGCAGUACGGCUUCCCCACGGAAGAGGACGGAGAGGGCGACGAGCAAGAGGAGAGCUACACUCCCCAGUUCAACCAGAACAUCAACGGGAACAAACUCUGGCUCUUUGUUCCAGGUAAUCUGUACAAGAACCACAGCACCAGUUUCAGCUUGUCCAACCUGGCCUUGCCUAAGGCAGCGAGGGAUAAAACCACUCCUUUCCCCAGCCUGAAAGUAUUUGGGCUAAAUUCUAUAAUGGAGAUAAUAUCAGAGGCUGGCCCUGUCAGCAGUGAAGGAAACAGGAGAGCGCUUGUUGACCAGAAGUCCUCGGUCAUCAAACACAGCCCAACUGUGAAGAAGGAGUCGCCUUCUCCCCAAGGAAGAGCUAAUAACACUAGUGAAAACCAGCAGUUCCUGAAGGAGGUGGUCCAGAGUGUCCUGGAGGGGCAGGGCGUGGGCUGGCUCAACAUGAAGAAAGUGCGCCGCCUGCUGGAGAACGAGCAGCUGCGCGUCUUCGUCCUGAGCAAGCUGAGCAGGGCCGUCCAGUCCGAAGAGGACGCCAGGCAGGACGUCAUACAUGACGUGGAGGUCAGCCGCAAGGUGUACAAGGGGAUGCUGGACUUGCUGAAAUGCACGGUGUCCAGCCUGGAGCACUCCUACACCAACGCAGGGCUGGGAGGAAUGGCCAGCGUGUUCAGCCUGCUGGAAAUCGCCCGCACCCACUACUACACCAAAGACCCGGAAAAGCGCAAGCGGAGCCCUACGGAAGGCGGCAGCAGCCCGGGCAGUAAGGAGAGCUUAACGCCCCGAGGAGAGAGCGCCAGGCCCGCGGGGCCCCUGCUGGUCCCCAAGAUCCAGCUCCCGCCGGGCGCCGCCCCCUCCGCGGGGAAGGGGCCCCGUCAGUUUGACACGCGGAGCCUCAACGAAGAGAACUUUAUAGCCUCCAUUGGGGCCGAGGGGGUGAAGCAGUUCUCCGACGUCGGCGACAGGGAGGAGAAGAAGUCCCAGAUCAGCGCCGACAGCGGGCUCAGCGUCACCUCGGGGUCGCAGAAGAGCGACACAGAGUCCAUCGCCAGCUCGGAGCCGUCCGGCCUGACCCGGAGCACCAGCCAGGAGUCGGAGGCCAGCACAGUGGUGAGCAACAGCUCGGGGGAGACGCUGGGAGCCGACAGUGACCUGAGCAGCAGCGCGGGAGACGGGCCGGCGGGGAAGCUGGCUGCCCACCUCGCCACAUCCAGGGGGACUCUGUCCGACAGCGAGAUCGAGACCAACCCCGCCACCAGCUCCGUCUUUGGCAAGACCCACAUGCUGAAGCCGGGCCGGGGCAGCCUGCCCGGAAGGAUGGCGCCCCCUGUGGCCCUGGAGGACGUCAGCAUGAGAGUCUACCUCUGCGAGGGCUUGCUGGGGAGGGACAAGAGCUCCAUGUGGGACCAGCUGGAGGACGCUGCUAUGGAAACGUUCUCUCUGAGUAAUGAUGGCCUGGGUGGCGACCCAGGUCCUGGAGAACUGGUGCCCAGGUAUCUGUCAUUGGGGGGACAUGAUCGGAAACGCUUGGAAGAUGACGAAGACAGACUGUUGGCCACUCUGUUGCACAACAUGAUCGCCUACAUGCUCAUGGUGAAGAUGAAUAAGAAUGACAUCCGGAAGAAGGUUCGCCGUCUGAUGGGCAAGUCUCACAUCGGCCUGGUGUACAGCCAGGAGAUCAACGACGUGCUGGACCGGCUGCCCGAGCUGACGGGGCGGGAGCUACCCAUCAGGCCUAGCGGCAGCAGACACAUAAAGAAACAGACCUUUGUGGUGCAUGCUGGGACAGAUACCACAGGGGAUAUAUUCUUCAUGGAGGUGUGCGACGACUGCAUCGUGCUGAGGAGCAACAUCGGCACGGUGUACGAGCGCUGGUGGUACGAGAAGCUCAUCAACAUGACCUACUGCCCCAAGACCAAAGUGCUGUGCCUGUGGCGGCGCAACGGGCAGGAGACUCAGCUGAACAAGUUCUACACCAAGAAGUGUCGGGAGCUGUACUACUGCGUGAAAGACAGCAUGGAGCGCGCGGCCGCCCGGCAGCAGAGCAUCAAGCCAGGGCCGGAGCUCGGCGGGGAGUUCCCGGUGCAGGACAUGAAGACAGGCGAGGGGGGUCUUCUGCAGGUCACGCUGGAGGGCAUCAACCUCAAGUUCAUGCACAGUCAGGUUUUCAUAGAGCUGAGUCACAUUAAAAAGUGCAAUACAGUCAAAGGAGUCUUUGUCCUGGAGGAAUUUGUUCCUGAAACUAAAGAAGUGGUGAUCCACAAAUACAAGACCCCAAUGGCCCACCAGAUCUGCUACUCCGUGCUGUGUCUCUUCUCCUACAUGGCGGCGGUCCGAGGAAAGGAGGUGGAGAGCAAACCGAAAGCCCUGUGCCCGCGGCCUGUGCCCAGCUAGCCCACGCCGCCCCUCCUCUGCUGGGAGGGCCAUCACGUGGGGUUGCGUGCGGCGAUGCGCCCCCCAUUCCCUCGCCCUGUCCUGUCCUGUCCGGGGCCCGGCUCCAGUUUUAGUGUACAGAAGAACAGUUCGCUCUUGCCUUGGUAUUUCUUUUUAUUUCUGUGCCGGUCCCUGUUGUGCGUGUGUGUCAGGGAGGGAGAGGUCAGGGGUCAGGGGUCAAGGGUCAUCAUUCCCCUGUGUGUAUUUGUCAUUCUUCCUGUUUUAACUAUCGCCACUUCCAUUGCUUCUUUUAAAGUGGGAUUCUGAAUGUAUUUAUGUUUCUUUUUUAAACCCAAACAAGGAACGAAACAAAAAAAGAAACGCCCGACAACAGCUUCCAUUUUGCAGGGCGCCUAGGCGUUAUUUCCCUUGAGGUUUGUUUUUCCUCACAGUAGCCUAAAGAUUUUUGCUCUCCCUCGGUCUGAAUGAAAGCGCUUGGCAUCGGACGGCAGGGACUCUUCACAGUUUUCGGCAAAAGCAACUGUACAGAUCCCGUGUCACGCUGUUGCUUUUUAAAAGCCUGCAGCUCCUCUCUCUUAACCAUGUUGAGUAUGCGAUUAGAUAUAUUACUCUUGCUUUAUGAUGUUGUAAGCACAAACCUGUUACACCUGCACUAAUGAAACAUUUAAAAAGCACAGGGCUGGGGGUCACUGUACUGUCAGUUUGUUCCUAAGACUCCAAAGUUAACAAUGGCUCCGAAAAGCAAAAUCAGUCAGGAUCUCCUCUUAAACAGGAUAAAAAUGAAUUUCCCUUGUCCGCUUUGUUGCUUUUUGAAUGUUUCAAUGCAUCCAAAAUGUUGUGAGUGAUUUUUAGGUCAUGUGAUCUUACCUAGCUUGCCUUUAGAGGCUAAACUACUGUAUUAUCAGAUUUAUGUCCGUGGUCAAUGGUAUUGAAAUGCAUGUUCUACUUCUGGAAAACAACAAAAAAAAAAGCUGUACAUUUCACCUCAGAAAAGAGAAACACUAUCCAUGUGCUGUUAUCUGUCUGCUAGAUUCAGGUGUAUAUACAGUAGAUGUCACGGUAGAAUGGACAACUUUGUUGCUGAAGCAAACUGUUUUGGGUCAAACAAAAGAAUGAAAAGAAAAACCUUAUACUGUAUAUAAAUACUAUAAGGAAAUAUGGAUAAAUGUGAAAAACUGCCACAAAAUGCUGUUACAAGGGAAUUUAGAAGCACUGUUUAUGAUAAAGACUGUAAAGACUACCGUGAUAUAGGCAGUGCUGACCCAUGUUUAUAGCUUAGAAGCUGGAAGAGGGGUUUCUCUUGUGUGCUGUGAUAAUGUUCCCAACAUGUAUGAUAUAUGGAUAAAUGUAGUUAUAAACGUUUUUUUUUCUUGUGUACGUUUUUAGAAGAGGAAAAAUACUGGUUCUGUCUUUAAUAGUCAAGUGCUGUAGAUGCACAAGAGCUGACUUCUUCCAUUCGAAUAGAAUCCCCUCGAUACGUUGACACAACAGGGGAAUAAAUUGCUGUGUAAAUACUGAGUUUCAGAACCAGAUGAGGUUUCUCCUGGGGUACACUGCACCUCUGGGGUUUGGGGUGGGUGGCGAGAUAGUACGGAAUUCACCGAUCCAAGUGUGCUGCUGAAGAGAAACGGGGACAUCUGAUGUAAAUAUUUCAGUAUUAAAAAUAUUUAUAGAAAUUGUACAGCUUUGGCAAUAUGAGAAUAAAACAUGACCAGCCCGGAAUUUCUGAAGUGAACUUUCA
This is a messenger RNA of Lepisosteus oculatus (spotted gar), 7120 nucleotides long. NCBI's taxonomy places the organism in Eukaryota, Metazoa, Chordata, Actinopteri, Semionotiformes, Lepisosteidae. The record is from RefSeq and is a predicted model, not a curated record.